AUGGUAAGCUUGGAAUUCCUAGACAUUUCUCAUAAUAAUAUAUCGGGAACUAUUCCCAUGUCUUUGGAGAAACUACAAUACCUCAAGUGUUUCAAUGUUUCAUUCAACAAGUUGCACGGUGAAAUACCCUCGGGGGGUCCUUUCAAGAACCUCUCGAGUCAAUUUUUCAUCAACAAUGAAGCAUUGUAUGGUUUGUCAAGGUUUAAUGUCCCACCAUGCCCCACUUCAUCAACACAUAGAUCAAAUAGGAAAAAAUUGCUACUUCUAUUUCUUUUGCUAGGAAUAGCACUUGUAUUCGUUCCUAUCACCCUUGUGUUUGUAUGGAUAAGGUAUAGAAGAGGUAAAAUAUCUCCUCAACGAGCUGAUUCAUUGUCUAUCAUAACAACAAGAAGAAUUGCAUACUAUGAACUGCUCCAAGCAACUGAUUCACUUAGCAAGAGUACUAAUCGGAUUGGUUCUGGAAGUUUUGGCUCUGCUUACAAAGGCAUUCUCAGGAGUGGGACGAUCAUUGCAGUUAAAGUGUUCAAUCUGCAACUGGAAGUGGCAUUCAAGGGUUUUGAUUCAGAAUGUGAAGUUUUGCGCAGCCUUCGCCAUAGAAAUCUUGUGAAAGUCAUCACUUGCUGCUCCAACCUUGAUUUUAAGGCUUUAGUGCUCGAAUAUAUGCCUAAUGAAAGUCUUGACAAGUAUUUGUAUUCGCACAACUACUUCCUAGACAUCAGGCAGAGACUAAGCAUUAUGAUAGAUGUGGCAUGUGCGUUGGAAUAUCUUCAUCAAGGAUGCUCCUCUCUCGUGAUUCAUUGUGAUCUGAAGCCUAGUAACGUCUUGCUGGAUGAGGAUAGGGUUGCCCACCUAAGCGACUUUGGUAUUUCAAAACUGCUUGUUGAAGAUGAGAGUGAUUUAUACACAAAAACCUUAGCAACAUUUGGUUAUAUUGCACCGGAGUCAUUACAGAAGCCUAGUGAUGUCUUGCUGGAUAAGGAUAUGGUUGCCCACCUAAGCGACUUUGGUAUUUCAAAACUGCUUGUUGAAGAUGAGAGUGAUUUAUACACAAAAACCUUAGCAACAUUUGGUUAUAUUGCACCGGAGUAUGGACUGGAUGGACUAGUGUCAAUAAAAUGUGAUGUCUAUAGUUACGGGAUCAUGCUGCUGGAAACGUUUACUAGGAGAAAGCCUACUGAGUUGGAGGGAGAUCUUAGCUUGAAGCAAUGGGUGAGUUAUUCACUCCCCGAGGCAGUAAUGGACGUUAUGGAUGCCAACUUGGUUACACCAAUGGAUAAUCGCUUACAGAAGGAGUUAGAUAUCCUGGCAUCAAUCUUGAAAGUAGCAUUAGAUUGUUGUGUUGAAUCUCCGACAAGAAGGACAAACAUGAAAGAUGUUGUAGGGAUGCUACAGAAGAUCAAGAUUCAACUUCUUGCAUGCUGA
Molecule: messenger RNA, 1422 nt
Organism: Solanum stenotomum
Lineage: Eukaryota; Viridiplantae; Streptophyta; Magnoliopsida; Solanales; Solanaceae
Product: probable LRR receptor-like serine/threonine-protein kinase At3g47570
Exons: 3
Coding region: 1-1422 (473 amino acids)
Biological process (GO): protein phosphorylation
Molecular function (GO): ATP binding; protein binding; protein kinase activity
Source: RefSeq, a predicted model, not a curated record